This is a messenger RNA of Podarcis raffonei (Aeolian wall lizard), 1559 nucleotides long. RefSeq names its product ankyrin repeat domain 29 (gene ANKRD29). The transcript is spliced from 10 exons. The coding region runs from base 357 to 1277 and encodes 306 amino acids. Lineage: Eukaryota; Metazoa; Chordata; Lepidosauria; Squamata; Lacertidae. Gene Ontology annotation, molecular function: protein binding. The record is from RefSeq and is a predicted model, not a curated record.
CAUAUCAAUUCACCAUAGUUGCUAGGUCAGCCGCUUGCGGUGUAACCUAAGCGGGCGAGGGAAUUCUCCGAGGGGGCAAUGAUGAGAGGGCAAAGCGUGCAAGCUGCGAAGGAGAGCAGGCCUCGUGCUGCUGCUGCUGCCUGGCUGGCUGGCAGACUGCCGCGGCUCUUACUCAGACGCCGGCUCGGGCGCGGUGCUGCUGCUGCUGCUGCCGCCGCCGCCUGCAGCCCUGCAGCCAGCUCUGCUCCAGCGGCUCCGCAAGGCGAGCCAAUGAUCGCUGUUGUGCCGACGCCGGGGAAGGCCUGGGAAGGAAGUGCUGCUGGGGAAGCGAUGCGGCUUCGCUGGGUUUGGCAGGCAUGAACCGCUUUGGGGAUCUCACCAUGUCCUUCAAGAAGGAGACACCACUUGCAAAUGCUGCGUUUUGGGCUGCAAGGAAAGGAAACUUGGCACUUCUCCAGCUGCUAUUGAACAGUGGGCGUGUGGAUGUGGACUGCAAAGACAGCCUUGGUUCAACAACGCUUAUGGUAGCAUCGUACUAUGGUCACAAAGAAUGUGUGAGAGAAUUGGUUCUGCAAGGAGCUGAUAUCAACCUUCAGAGAGAGUCUGGUGCCACUGCCCUGUUCUUUGCUGCACAACAAGGUCACAAUGAUAUCGUGAAGUUUCUCUUUGAGUAUGGAGCCUCCACAGAAUUUAAAACCAAAGAUGGAGGCACUGCUCUGUUAGCUGCGUGUCAGUACGGGCACAUGAGAGUGGUGGAAACAUUGCUGAAGCACGGUGCCAAUGUUCACGAUCAGCUUUAUGACGGAGCUACUUCCCUUUUCCUGGCUGCCCAAGGUGGUUACCUGGAUUUAAUUCGGCUAUUGCUGUCUUCUGGAGCAAAGGUCAACCAGCCAAGGCAGGAUGGGACAGCUCCAUUGUGGAUAGCCUCUCAGAUGGGUCACAGUGAGGUAGUGCGAGUGAUGCUGCUCCGAGGAGCAGAACGAGAUGCUACAAGGAGUGAUGGCACAACUGCUUUACUUAAAGCUGCGAACAAAGGAUAUAGUGAUGUUAUAGAGGAAUUGCUUAAAUUCUCUCCUACGCUUGGUUUAUUGAAGAACGGAACAUCAGCUCUCCAUGCAGCUGUUCUUGGGGGCAGCGCUAAAGCAGUAGCACUACUCAUAGAAGCGGGAGCAGACCCGCUCCUUAGGAACAAGAAAAACGAAUUGCCUUCAGAUCUAACGAAAAAUGAGCGCAUCCUACGGCUUCUGCAGAUCAGAGAAAAGCACCGAAAGAGCUAAUGCAGCUUUGCGUCUCAAGAGAGAGCCAAUGAGCCCUGCCCAUAUUCGCCCUCAAGCAAAGCUAGUUAUCCUGCAGAACUGGAAAUGUUUUGCUGAGACUCAAGCAACAUGCCCUGACUCUACCUCUGUGAACAAGGUCAGGGUUCUCCAUGGAGUGGCACUGCUAAGGUCCUAACACCACUGCACUCACCAGAUUUUUGUCUCUGGCUUCAGAUGCAGGGAAGACUGGGUCGCUAAGUGGCUUUCCUGAAUAAAGUCUUUUUCUGCUCCAGAGAAAUAUUC